Molecule: messenger RNA, 690 nt
Organism: Triticum turgidum subsp. durum (durum wheat)
Lineage: Eukaryota; Viridiplantae; Streptophyta; Magnoliopsida; Poales; Poaceae
Source: the annotation of a GenBank genome assembly
AUGCCUUCAGAAAUCUCUAGUGAUGAUGGAGGGCUUCACAAAUCUCUAUUUGACUUCUAUAUGGAUCAUAAAGUGAAAUGCUUAAAGAGGAAGUUAUCAUGUGUUGGAAGAAGAAACAUGAAACUGAAGUUGUCUACUGAUUUCCCUGCUUGUUCUACUUUCACUAGAUAUUCUGGGAAGUUUUUCUCAGGUGUCGUCGAUGGUUUGUGUCCAAGGUAUAAGGAUGUCAUUGAGAAUUAUGGCAUCAGUUGUCUUCUUAGUUUUGUGAGGACUAAGGUCCCUCUUAGGCUUGUCAAGUGGCUUGCGUGUAGAUUUGAUGUCCCUUCCUCUAAAUUCAAGUUAAAAAGAAAAUUUAUCCCCCUCACCAAGUAUGACAUCCAAGGUAUCCUUGACCUCCUAGUAGAAGGUGAGCCCCUAGUUUGUGAUCCUGAGUCUGGCCAUGAUUUUAUCCUCUCUCAUGCCAAUCUUACCAGUAUUCCUCCAGUGUCCUUUUUCACCAACAAGCUUAAGUCUCUUGAAGUCGAGUUGCCUGAUGAGGAUGUUUUCAUUUGUUUCAUGAUUGUUGCUUUCUCCUCAUUUCUUUGUCCCAACUCUAGCCUCAGUCCUAGCCCAAAGUACCUCCAUAUAUUCAGGGAUUGUCGGUCUGUGUGUACCUAUGAUCUGUCACAGUUUGUUUUGAGUGGCUUUUGA